Molecule: messenger RNA, 1283 nt
Organism: Tuber aestivum (summer truffle)
Lineage: Eukaryota; Fungi; Ascomycota; Pezizomycetes; Pezizales; Tuberaceae
Source: the annotation of a GenBank genome assembly
ACAACUACCGCGUUUAACUAACAAAAGACGAUAUUUCCCCCGAAAAACCACCGAUCUAGUGGUAAGCAACAAUAACAGGCAAUGUCAUCAUCAUCAUCAUCGGCACAGUCUCGAUUGCUGCAGGUUGCAGGACAUGUGGGUAGUGGCGGUUGGGAGGGAGGAUUACCCCCUGUCCCGAUGGUCGCGGGGGAUUCGGUCGGGCCGUAGGAAUUCCUCUUUGCCAUCUAUCCCUAACGAGAAUCGGGGAUGAAAGAAGCUGACGAGGAAUUGCAGGAGACUAACCGGCAAAGUCGCCAUAAUCACCGGUUGUAAUUCUGCCGUAGGUCCCAUUCUCCCCACAACCCCACAACGCCCAGAACUAAAACCCUCAAAACAGAUCGGCAUUGGUCGCGCCACGGCCCUGCAAUACGCCCGCAACGGCCUCAAGGCCCUCUUCAUCUGCGACCUCUCGAAUACCAACCUCCCAGCCCUAGAAUCCGAACUGCACGCCCUCGCGCCAAACGUCAAAAUCCAUGCGCGCACCUUCGAUGCGGCUGACGAAGCCUCAGUCGCCGGGGUGGUCCAGGACGCCUUAGACAAGUACGCCCGCCUGGACAUAUUCUUCGCGAAUGCGGGCGCACUCGGCGCGACGAAGCUCGUUGGCGACAUCACGGCGGAGGAAUUUAUGGAGACCGUGAGGAUCAAUACCCUGAGUGUAUUCCUGGCAGUGAAGUAUGCCGGGAAGGCAAUGCAGGCUGUUGGCAAGGAUAAGGAGGUUCCUGGAGGUUCGAUUAUUGCUACUGCUUCAACUGCUGGGGUUAGGUCCGGCGCUGGGGCUAGUAAGAUAUUUACCCCUUCAUUCUGCUGCGCAGCCGAGGCUGAUGAGAGAUACGGCAGCCGACUAUUCCGCUUCCAAAGCCGCAGUAAUAAACAUAAUGCAGACUUCAGCGUUCCAACUCGCAGGCACGAAUGUCCGCUGCAACGCUAUAUGCCCUGGCCUAACCAAGACUGGAAUGACGAGUGGAGCCUGGGACGCAGCCAGGAAGCGCGGGACCGAGGGCAAGAUUGGACAGAUAAAUCCACUCAAGCGGGGCGCCACCAGCGAUGAGAUUGCGAGGGUUGCGUUGUUUCUGGGGAGCGAUGAGUAUGUAUUGACCAUCACCCUUUCGCACCCGGAGAGAGGGAGGAGGAAGGCUGACGAAGAUGGGUGGGAUAACAGGAGUUCAUACGUAAACGCCCAAUUCUGGCUCGUGGAUGGAGGACUGAGUGGCAGUCAUCCCACUGCUCCAGGAAAGUUCUUUUAA